UCUCCCCAAAAAAAAUAAAAAAUAAUAAUAGUAAUCUCCAUCACUCAUUUCUCUCUCUCUCUCUCUCUCGGCGCCACUCCCACAUGGCCCUAACCUCUUUCUUCACCAUCAAAUGUCAACCCCCUCAACCGUCUCCGCCGUCUUUCCUCCUCCGCCUGUCCCAAUCCCUACCUACAUCACUAGCCUCGGCCUUGGCUACUCCAUAGCCAUAGCUCUAGGCUUCCUCGUUCUUAUCUCCACAAUCAUCCUCUCUUCCUACAUUUGCUGCCGCGCCUCCCGCCUCCGCUUCUCUGCCUCCGCCGCAACCACUAACUCAUCUUUCAGAGACCGUGGCGUUAUCGUCCCUAGAAUCAUUUUCGUAGCUGAAGACGACGAUCUUGAGUCCGGAAACGUGGUCGUUGGAGGACUUGAUCAUUCAAUCAUCAACUCUUACCCUAAGUUCCCUUUCACUAAAGAUAUCACUUCCGUCGUCGACGGUGAUGGAUUCCACGACGGAGAAGGAAGAGACACGACGUGCUCGAUCUGUCUAUGUGAGUAUACGGAAGAAGAGAUGUUGAGGAUGAUGCCUGAGUGUAAACACUACUUCCAUGUUUAUUGUCUUGACGCAUGGCUUAAGCUCAACGGUUCUUGUCCCGUCUGCCGGAAUUCUCCACUUCCAACGCCGCAGACGACACCUCAGUCAACUCCUUUGUCGGAAGUUGUCCCGUUGUCUCAAUACGCCGCCGAUCGGAGGAGAUCCAGAAGAUAAAAACAUUUCUUUCUUUCUUUUUUUUUUGGUCCGUGGCAUUAAUUAUAAUAUCUUCUUUUUUUCUUUACCUUGGUAUAAUAUAUAAUUGAUUGAUUUGCUUUACAAAUUCUUUGUCUUGUUAAGUUUGUUGUAUCAAAAAGAAAGAAAAAAAGUUAGUGUUGCAUACUUUGCAUU
Messenger RNA from Capsella rubella, 922 nucleotides. RefSeq names its product RING-H2 finger protein ATL68. Lineage: Eukaryota; Viridiplantae; Streptophyta; Magnoliopsida; Brassicales; Brassicaceae. Gene Ontology annotation, molecular function: transferase activity. The transcript has a single exon. The record is from RefSeq and is a predicted model, not a curated record. Gene Ontology annotation, biological process: protein ubiquitination. The coding region runs from base 113 to 748 and encodes 211 amino acids.